Molecule: messenger RNA, 1044 nt
Organism: Myiozetetes cayanensis
Lineage: Eukaryota; Metazoa; Chordata; Aves; Passeriformes; Tyrannidae
Gene: GPR82
Product: G protein-coupled receptor 82
Exons: 1
Coding region: 1-1044 (347 amino acids)
Biological process (GO): G protein-coupled receptor signaling pathway
Cellular component (GO): membrane
Molecular function (GO): G protein-coupled receptor activity
Source: RefSeq, a predicted model, not a curated record
AUGAACAAUUCAACAUGUUUCCUUCAGCCAUCUUUAGCUACCACUGUAGCUCUACCUGUCAUCUACUCCUGCCUAUUCCCUGCUGGAAGCUUUGGAAACAUUCUCGCAGCCUGGAUAUUUUCAAGGAAAGCGCCCACGAGGAGAACACAAUACAUUUACCUGGCAAACCUGGUGACUGCAAAUCUGUGUGUGUGCAGCACAAUGCCCUUCCUGGCUGCCUACUUUGCAGGGGGGAAGCGCUGGAGCCACGAGUCCGUGGAGUGCAGGAUAGCACAUCGCCUCGGGACGCUGGUCAUGCACGUCUGCAUGUACGUGACCAUCGUCAUCCUGUGCUCCAUUGCUCUGAGCCAGCAUGCAACGCUGAAGAAGAGCAGUGACACACAGUACUCCCAGGCAGUGAGUGAAAACUUCUCCAGACGUUUGCUCCAAGCGUUCCGUAAGCCAAAAUUCGCCAAGUGUUUGUGCGUCGCUAUAUGGCUCACUGUGCUCUGCAUAACAGUAACAGCUAUAACAUACGAUGUCCAGGCAAGCGGCUCCAAAGACUUUCCCAGCUGCUACAACAUCCAGGUAGAAGCUGGUGAAUUUACUGCAAUGAUUGCAGGUUCUUUUGCCACUGCGUGUUUUUUUGUGUCUUUUAUGACAGUUUUGUGGUCAUACUAUUCUCUUACCAGGCAUCUGAAUGACAUACAAAGAAAUACCUGUAUCGGGGAAAAACAUCUAAUUUACAGUAAAGUGAAGAGAAACAUUCUUGUCAUCCAGAUGAUAUUAACUGUCUGCUUUCUUCCAUAUCAUAUUUUUAGGCCCAUUUUUUACAUACUGCUUAGACAUAAUGACUGCCCAAGGUUAAACUAUUUAGUGGAAAUUAAAAAUUUCCUUACUUGUCUUGCUGCUGCUAAAAGCAGUUUAGAUCCAGUUAUAACCCUUCUGUUAGAUAAAACAUUUAAGAAAAGUCUUUAUGACCUGUUUACAAAAUCCACACCAGAACACCAAAAACGCGACAUUGAUAUUUCCACUGAAAUGGGAAGGAAUAUGGAAAGAUUUUAG